This is a messenger RNA of Quercus lobata, 885 nucleotides long. RefSeq names its product putative nuclease HARBI1. The transcript has 3 exons. NCBI's taxonomy places the organism in Eukaryota, Viridiplantae, Streptophyta, Magnoliopsida, Fagales, Fagaceae. The coding region runs from base 1 to 885 and encodes 294 amino acids. The record is from RefSeq and is a predicted model, not a curated record.
AUGGAGGAGGCAAUUGGUAUGUUCCUAUUAAUGGUGGGACAUAAUGUGAGGAUAAGGGUAAUAGUAGAUCGUUUUCAACACUUAACUGAGACAGUGGACAGGCAAUUUAAGGAAAUUGUAAGAGCAAUAUGCCCCAUGGGAAAAUUCAUUAUACAUGGUUCUCAAAGCAAUGAAGUGCAUCCACGUAUUGCUAACAAUACCAAAUUCUUUCCAUAUUUCAUGAAAUGUAUAGGCGCAAUUGAUGGAACAUAUAUCAGUGCAUGGGCUCCAACAUCAAAGCUAGUCAGCUAUAGGAAUAGAAAGGCCACAAUCACCCAUAAUAUAAUGUGUGCAUGUGAUUUUGAUAUGAAGUUUACAUUUGUUUACAUGGGUUGGGAGGGUACAGCCAAUGACUCACGAGUAUUCUUAGAUGCACUUCAAAGGCUAGAAAAUAAUUUCCCAUGGCCUCUAUCUGGUGGCUAUUAUUUAGUGGAUCCUGGUUAUCCAUGCACCUUGGGGUUUCUACCUCCGUACCAUACUGAGAGAUACCAUCUACGAGACUUUCGAGGUGGGAAUCGUCCUGAAGGUGCUAAAGAGCUAUUCAAUUAUAGACAUUCCUCUCUUCGUAAUGUAAUUGAAAGUUGUUUUGGUGUUUUAAAGGCACGAUUUCUAGUUUUAAAAAUGAUGCCUCGUUAUAAACCAUGUCGACAAGGGAAUGUGAUGAGAGCUUGUUGCACAAUUAAUAACUUCAUUCGAAUGGCAACAAGAAAUGAUCACUUGUUUACUCAAUUCAAUGUUGAUAACCUUACUGUUGAAGGUGAAGGUAGGGAUAAUUCGGGUGAGCCAUCGCACACUAUUGACUUAACUGAUCAGGCCGCUGAAGUUAUGGUAGCUUAUAGGGAUUAG